Messenger RNA from Coturnix japonica (Japanese quail), 3838 nucleotides. RefSeq names its product ER lipid raft associated 2 (gene ERLIN2). Gene Ontology annotation, molecular function: ubiquitin protein ligase binding; cholesterol binding. Lineage: Eukaryota; Metazoa; Chordata; Aves; Galliformes; Phasianidae. The record is from RefSeq and is a predicted model, not a curated record. Gene Ontology annotation, biological process: SREBP signaling pathway. Gene Ontology annotation, cellular component: endoplasmic reticulum; endoplasmic reticulum membrane.
CGCUUUGUUAACGUCACAGACGCGCCGUUACAAGGCGGGCGGGCGCAGCGCAGCGCCGCGUCGUGCCGAGGCCGGGCAUGGCCCAGCUGGGCGCCAUCGCCGCUCUCGUCCUUAGUUUCCUCGCUGCCGCCUUCUUGUCCGCCAUCCAUAAGAUCGAGGAGGGUCAUAUCGGCGUCUACUAUCGCGGCGGCGCGUUGCUGACCUCCACCAGCGGGCCGGGCUUCCACCUCAUGCUGCCCUUCAUCACGUCCUACAAGUCAGUGCAGACCACGCUGCAGACCGAUGAGGUGAAAAACGUUCCCUGUGGUACGAGUGGAGGAGUGAUGAUUUACUUUGACAGAAUCGAGGUGGUGAAUUUCCUGAUCCAGAGUGCAGUAUACGACAUAGUGAAGAACUACACUGCUGACUAUGACAAAGCUCUCAUCUUCAACAAGAUUCACCAUGAGCUUAACCAGUUCUGCAGCGUCCACACGCUCCAGGAGGUUUACAUCGAGCUGUUUGAUCAAAUUGAUGAAAACCUUAAACUGGCGUUGCAGCAAGACCUAACCACAAUGGCCCCUGGAUUAAUUAUACAGGCAGUUCGAGUUACAAAGCCAAACAUCCCUGAAACAAUUCGGAGGAAUUAUGAGCUCAUGGAGAGCGAGAAGACAAAGCUGCUGAUUGCAGCACAGAAGCAAAAGGUGGUGGAGAAGGAAGCGGAGACAGAAAGGAAGAAGGCUCUCAUUGAGGCAGAAAAAAUUGCACAAGUUGCUGAAAUAACUUAUGGACAGAAAGUGAUGGAAAAAGAAACAGAGAAACGGAUUUCAGAGAUUGAAGAUGCUGCGUUUCUUGCAAGAGAGAAGGCAAGAGCUGAUGCUGAAUGCUAUACUGCUAUGAAAAUAGCCGAGGCUAACAAGCUGAAGUUAACUCCCGAGUAUUUGCAGCUGAUGAAAUACAAGGCUAUUGCAGCAAACAGCAAGAUCUAUUUUGGCAAAGAUAUUCCCAACAUGUUCAUGGACUAUGCAGGUAGCCAGAGUAAAUUUGCAGAGGGACUUGCAGAAGGAAUCCAUGAAGAAGAUGGGGCAGGACCCAGUGAAGACACAAAAGUGCUUCAUAAAACCAACUGAAAAAGAAACAUUUAUAUUUGUUUUAUAUCAAAAGAAACACGAACUGGGAAGUUCCUUUUUGUUGUUCCCUUUUCCUGUACUGAAAGAGAUAAAAGAAAAAUUUAAUCCUCUCAAUCUUUUGUAUGACAAUUAGACACAGUGAACUUUGGUAUUUAUGGAAUGUUGUUUCUGGUAACUGCUAAGUAAUCUGCUCCAGAUAUGUCUGCUAGAUGCACCUCUCCCUUCUAGUGGGCUAUAAACCCAGUGAUUCCAGAGAGGCUAAGCUAGCUAGGCUAUCUGUUCUGCAGCCAGCUUAGAUGGUUAAUGAGUUUUGAGCUGAGGUUGUUGGUAGCAGUUGGAAGCUUUGAGAUUUUGGCAGGAGGGGGGGAUUGCUGCUAUGACCUUUUUUUUUUCCUAGCUGGAAAUUUCUAGUACUUAAUUCAAAUCCCUUUGAGAAGAAAACAUAAAAGGUGCUAGACUUUUUGUACACUACCCAUGUCUGCUUGAAGGCAUUGCUCAGAUGAUGGGUCAUUGCCUGGGAGCACUGGGACUAACAGCCCGUGGGUAACCCCAGGCCCAUCCUCCCUUCAAGGUGUAGCAAAUACAUGAAACCAGCAUUUACUGAGGUCUGAGCAAACGUGUUUUGCCUCAGUAGUGCAGUUGAGACCGCAUGCACAGUGAGGUACAGCACUUCAGCUGUUACCCUGGGGGAGUUGUAAGCCUUAGACUGCGUGUCACACAGGUAGUGGCCCAAACUACUCAUUUUUUUGCAUUUUUAACACUGGUUUCUUUUCCAUUUGUUAUACUUGAGGAGGGCAGAGGAGAGUUUGUGUUCAUCUGCUGGCUGAGGGGCUUAGAUGUGCUGGUGGAGGCAGUGCCUGCCAGUGGCUAUUUGGACUGGUGCAACCAGGCUGCAAGCAUGGUACUUGUUGCAGAUGUCAUAGACAGAAAAGAAGUAGAGAGAAUGCAGUUUUUGUCUCAGGGACCCUUGCAAAAAGCCUUGCUAGUGAGCAACUGCUUGAGUGAUUCAUCCCACAGUCACUGCAGUACUUCUGCUGUUCUGCAAGACCAAUGGGAUUUCAGUGUUUGCAGUAUUAUAUUAGGAAGAGGAUAUUCAGAGAAGCUGAAAUGAAUGGAACAUUGUACCUGGGUGGUUUUAUCUGCAACAGACCUUGAGAUCUCCUGAGAGCAAAAGACUCAAAGCACCAUCUUGGGGGGGAGAAAAUCACAGGGCAGAUAUGACCACCUCUUCUCUCUGGGCUGUUCAAAGAGAAACAUUCCUUCUUUGGUCAGAACAGUGAGAUGUGAUGUACCUUUCAUUUCAGACAAUGGAUUCAUUUUUCAUUGCUCAGAUGCAAAUUGGUAAUAGGUCUCUUGUUUUACACGUGCAAAACUUGAGGGGGUAUUAAAGGCAAAAGUUCAAGGCUAGAGAAUUUCUUUUCCCUCUCCCCCAAAUCCAUCUGCCACUUGGCAGGAGAGCCUGCUUAUUAAUUGCUGUUAUAAUUUGCAGCCAAUGCAUCCCUUAUAAGAUGAUGAAAGCAUAAGCACUACGUUGGUCAGGACCAACCUGUUGAAUUUACGAUCUUAUACCCCAAAUGCUUGCUGCUUUACUAAGCUUGGUUUCACAUUUCAGUGUUUUAAAGAUGCAUUAAUCAUUUUAAAGAAGUAAUUUACACUAAGAAAUCUCAUUAAUUUCUGCUGCUUGUUCCAGUAUUUUUCAUUUCAGUUUUAUUUUCCCUGUCAGAAGAAUUACAGCUGAUACUUGAAAACACAGAAUAAAAGAGAUUGUCAGUUUCUGAUGGAGAAAAAUCCCAUCUCCUUGAUGUCAUCUUUAUAUUUGUUGGAAAAUCUUAAGCUAAGGAAAGUUCCAUCCCCAGACUGACAACACAGUGGUCAUAAAGACCACAUUGGGGGGUAGGCUGUAAUAUUGCUUACUCUAAAUGUGUCUGUGCAAGAAGAUGUUGAACAAAGACCAGCAGAAAUGCAGGAGUGAGGUCACAGUAUCUAAACCUUUCAGGGUGAUCUCAUUUGCUUUAGCAUUGUUCUGCAUUCAUGUUAAGGUUUUCCAUUAGUAAACUAAAACCUCCUUUUGAUGAAUGUGUUUUCACUGAUGGACCCAGAUAAACCAAGUGGUAUUAUAAAGGAUGUUAUCGUAUGAGUUCACUGUAAAACAAUAGCUUGGAAGAAAUAGGUCUUAUGGAUUUUCAAUUGAAAACGUUAGUGCUGAAGUAUUUCUCAGAGGAAGGGGAAGAAGGAUCAGCCAGUAUUAUUGACUUCAAACUUGCAUUUUUAAAGCAUUUUGGGAACCUUUGUGGUUCUGCACUACUGCAAACCAAGUCGUUUAAUUAACCUAUUAACAGAUUAACACAAAAAGAAAGCAAGAACAAAGCUGAAAUCGUACCAGUCCUUACAGGCCAGGGUUGAUGGUUGCUUUUCAUUCUAGUUCUAUAAUCUAUGUAUUAAUUUCUUUUAAUUUUCCAGUGUGGAGGUGUCGAUCUUUAUCCCAUUUAUCUCUUUCAUUGUCGUUCUGUCAUCUCCAUAAUCUUGCAAUCUCUGAAGGAAGAUCUAAACGCUAAAAGCAGCUCUGUGUGAUAAAGAAGCACAGGUUUGCUGUUUGGCACUGCUAUACUUGGGAACUGCUGGCAGAGGGGCAUUGGUGAUGCUUUACCAUCGCAGCUGUGGAUCUGUAUACUGAAUUCAAAGCCUUUUUAUUUUGAUACUUGCUACAAUAAUAAAAUGGCCUUCAAUUUUAA